AUGGGAUCAAGUCCAAGUAAACACAAGACAAUUGUGAGAACUAAAUCGGAACCACAGUUGCGGAUUCCCCUAAACGGACAUGUUCCCGUGAGGAGAGCGAUCAGUGCGUUCUCGACUCAGAGAACAACUCUGCCCACGGACUCUUUCAAAUUAUCCCUAAAGAAUUCUGAGGAUCCUAAUUUCGAUAUUCCGGAGGAAGAAUACAGAGACGGUCAACUUGGCAUUUCUAAUCCAAAGCAUAUAAAAAAAAAACUCCGUCGCCUUCGGAAUGAUGAGUUGUUUUGUGAUCAGGACUUCCCUGCUGACCAUAAUGCCCUUUACUACAGUGACCGGUCAGACACAGGUAUCCUGUGGAAGAGACCUAAGGACCUUGUUGGAGAGUGGCAGGAACCGUACCUGGUAAAAGAUGGUGUUACCCGUGAUGAUAUCAAACAAGGUAUCCUGGGAGACUGCUGGUUUCUAUCAGCUUGUGCUGCUGUAUCACAAAGAGAAAACUAUAUGAAGAAAAUUGUUCCUGGAGACCAACCUCUGUUUGGGGAGGGCUACAAAGGAAUUGUCCACUUCCGUUUCUGGCGCUUUGGUCAGUACGUGGAUGUUUAUGUGGAUGACCGGUUACCGACCAUUGAUGGGAAGUUGAUCUAUGCACAGUGUACAGAUCCUACAGAGUUCUGGGUGGCACUCAUAGAGAAAGCUUAUGCCAAACUGCACGGUUCCUACGAGGCUAUAGAGGGUGGUCAAGCAAUGAAUGCCUUGGUGGAUCUGACUGGGGGUCUAGCAGAGCGCCACGAGGUCAUCAACAAAGAUCCAGUCUUGUACCGACUUAUCGAUCGUGCAAUCAUGUCUGAGGCUUUCGUGGCAUGCUCUAGGAAGGGAGAUUGGAGAUUAAGUACAAAAGCUGAUCCUAAUGGACUGGUGUCUGGACAUGCUUACACAGUCAUAGACAUCAGGAAGAUAAAACAUGAGAAAGGUGAGGAAAAAUUGGUACGGAUCAGAAAUCCAUGGGCAGACAGCAAUGAGUGGAAGGGAUCCUGGAGUGACAAUGACAUAAAUUGGCACUGGGUGGAUGAUGAGACAAAGAAGGAGAUUGGCUUGCAGCUCAAGGAUGAUGGUGAAUUCUGGAUGUCAUAUAGAGAUUUUUGUAAACAUUUCCAAGAGGUUACAAUAUGUCUAACAGGGCCAGACUUUGAUGGAGACGGAAGAGCUGAUAACUGCCAUGUAGAGAUGAGGAAAGGGGAGUGGGUCCUGGGUAGGACUGCUGGAGGAUCAAGAAAUGAUCUUGUCAUGUUCUCCAGGAACCCACAAUAUGUUCUCACUUUGUCAGAGCCAGAUGACUUUGAUGAGAUGAAGGAUGACCCGGAGAGGGAGGGACUUUGUACGAUUCUUAUAUCACUGAUGCAGGAACACCGUAGAUCCAAGCGUAAUGUCAAGGUUAAAAGUCUCCAAAUCGGCUUCUUCCUUUAUAAGACGCAAGAUCCAACUGUGAGGCUGAACAUCCAACAUUUCCGGUUUCAUCGUGACUGUGGUAAAUCCGGGGUGUACAUCAACUACCGUGAGGUCAGUCAGAGGUUUGAACUAGAGCCUGGUCACUAUGUUAUCAUUCCUUCCACGUUCGUUGUUGAUGAAUCUUGUUUCAUGCUGAGAGUGUUUGGAGAAAAGAAAUUUAGUUUUACUGGGUGA
Molecule: messenger RNA, 1677 nt
Organism: Ylistrum balloti
Lineage: Eukaryota; Metazoa; Mollusca; Bivalvia; Pectinida; Pectinidae
Product: calpain-A-like
Exons: 11
Coding region: 1-1677 (558 amino acids)
Biological process (GO): proteolysis
Cellular component (GO): cytoplasm
Molecular function (GO): calcium-dependent cysteine-type endopeptidase activity
Source: RefSeq, a predicted model, not a curated record